Messenger RNA from Photinus pyralis (common eastern firefly), 2445 nucleotides. RefSeq names its product zinc finger protein 99-like. The transcript is spliced from 2 exons. Gene Ontology annotation, cellular component: nucleus. Bases 90 to 1322 code for a protein of 410 amino acids. Lineage: Eukaryota; Metazoa; Arthropoda; Insecta; Coleoptera; Lampyridae. Gene Ontology annotation, molecular function: DNA-binding transcription factor activity, RNA polymerase II-specific; RNA polymerase II transcription regulatory region sequence-specific DNA binding. The record is from RefSeq and is a predicted model, not a curated record. Gene Ontology annotation, biological process: regulation of transcription by RNA polymerase II.
UUUUGGCGUUUGACCCGCUGAAUGCGCCCAUUAGUUUAAUGGCGUUUUGAGUUUUGACAUUUGCCAUACGCAAUGCAGAAUCUUGUGUGAUGACGCAUGCAGUUGUAAAAGAGGAAAUUAAACAAGAAAUAAGUACAUUCUUCGACGAGACGAUUUACCUUAGAGAUGAUGUCACAGGAACAAUAAAGGAAGAACACUGCGAGGAUAAUGUAAAAGACGAAAGUGAACUCGAGCGGAAACAUAACUUUGCCGUAUACCUCUUGGACAACUACUCCGAAAAUAUCCCACGAAUUUCAAACGAUUUUAAAUGUGAUCAAUGUGAUUACUCAGCAAAGUAUAAAUACCAAUUGCAAAUACAUCGGUUGGUACACAAGACAACUAAGGAAUUAAGCUGUUCCCAGUGUACGUACGUGACUAAUUUCAAGUCCGGUUUGAGGAAACAUCUGUUAAUUCACGCGACCGUCAAACAUUUUAAAUGUGACCUGUGUGAUUACGGUACCAAUGAUCAGUCCAACUUUAAAAGACAUCUGUUAACUCAUAAAAGUACAAAGGAUUUUCAAUGUGACCUAUGUAAUUACGCAACCAAUAACAAGGCUCAUUUUGAAAGACAUCUUGUAACGCACAGUACUGCCAAGAAUUUUCAAUGCGAACAGUGUGACUUUGCAUCCAAAUAUAAAACCAGUCUUAAAACACAUCUGUUAACACACAAGACUGUCAAGGAUUUAAAAUGUGACUAUUGCAAUUACGCGACCAAUAGUAAAUGCAAUUUAAAUACGCAUCUGUUAAAACAUAAGACUUUGAAGAAUUUCAAAUGUGCCCAUUGUGAUUACGCGACCAAACAGAAAUACAGUUUGGGGAGACAUCUGUUGACCCACAAGGCCGUCAAAGAUAUACAAUGUGCAUUGUGCGAUUAUACCACUAAUGUAAAAUACAGUUUGAAAAAACAUUUGUUAACGCACACAGCCAAGGUUUUAAAAUGUGGCCAGUGUGAUUAUGCAACCUACAGCAAAUCCUACUUGAAGCAACAUCUGUUAAGGCACAAGCUUCCCAAGGAAUUUAAUUGUGCCCAGUGUGAUAACGCAUUCAGUCACAAAUCCUUUUUGAUAAAACAUCUCUUAACGCACAGGAUCGCUAAAAAUUUAAAAUGUACCCAGUGUCCUUACUCAACUGAUUCUAGUUCUAAUUUGAAAGUGCAUCUUUUAACACAUCGGAUCUUAAAGGAUUUCAAGUGUGCACGUUGUGACUACGCAACUAAUGUGAAAUGUAAUUUUAAAAGACAUCUGUUAAAACACACGGGGAAAACAUCUGCCAACACAAUUUAAUGUGGUUCUUUCACAAGCCUCAUAGAGGGAACAAAUGUUGUUUCCUUUAGCAAUUUGUACGAAAUUUUUUUUUUUGUAAGGCAAAUUUAUGGGUUUAAACUUACAUAGGUAGCUUGUAUUUUUAAGUGUAAAAUUUAAUAUUUUAAUAGUGCCUAAUGUAAGAAAUGUGACGCUUAUGCUGCAAGCUUGAAAAACUGGAGUGUGGUUAUUAUACAAUAUACGAACAUUUGGACGCUGUGGUGAACGAUGACUGUUAUUUUUUCGUGCAUUGUAACAGAUGAUCAGACAUGGGUGUUGUAACGGGAACCCGUUAACGGAUUUUAUUUGAUUCGAAUUUUUUCGGGGUCCUCGCUUUGUAAAUGCGUUUGAAAGCUUGCGGCGCCGAUAGGUCGUGGUUAGUUCGGAUUGCAUGAGGAUUUUGUUUAUUUUGCAAUCGUCGUUAACCGAGGCUGCUAAGUAGCAUGGAUUUUGCGGGAUCAGGGGGAAACUACUUCGUGUUGAGUCAAUACAUCGGGGAAAUUUGGCAUUUUUGUGGAGAGAACUCGCGCUAAUACUUUAACCUUUAACGAAUAAGGCACAGGACCUUAAGAGAUUUAAAAUGUGCUCAUUAUGGUUAUGUAACUAAUGAUAAAUACAAUUUCAGAAAACAUCUAGAAAGAAUUUAAAAGGUGAACAUUGUGAAUGUGGAACGCAUUGUCAGGCAGCCUCUUGGUCGUAAACGAGUAUCGAAGAGUAUUUGCAAAAGCACUCGUCAAAAAUGGUUUGUGUUUUUGGUGUAAAUUAUUACUAAAUUUAUGUUUUGAUUACAUGGUCUUUUGGCCCAAGGUAAAUUUAUAUAUUUGGUCAUUUAUUUAAAUUUGUCCCCGUGAAUGGCAAAUAACUGUAACCACAUUAGUUACGACCCCUAAUGCUGGGACUGACCUCGAUUCUUAACUGUAGACUUGAAUUCCCUGCACGAAGGGCAAGUUACCUAUCUUGGGGGUGAGAUUCUGCUAAAAAAACUUCGGUUUAGAGUCUAUGUGCGAUAUGAAUUUUCCCUAGGAAAGGUAAUCAGAUUUCGGUUAAAUUUCAAAUUAAAUAAUUAUACGUGAUCAAACGUCGAGGCCAGGGGUUUGAACCGGAA